Linum tenue is the source of this 1917-nucleotide messenger RNA. The record is from the annotation of a GenBank genome assembly. Lineage: Eukaryota; Viridiplantae; Streptophyta; Magnoliopsida; Malpighiales; Linaceae.
UUUGAACCAAAAUUGUUAUAAGUGGUACAUAAGAUAAUGACAAUUAUUAACCAACAAAACAAUUAAACAACCAUAGGAAAGACUUCUUUGAAAUGAAAUAUGAUUUUGACCCUUAAUUGUUUUUGGAACCAAAGAACAUACCGUAAGAAAGAAAAUGAAAAUGAAACGCGAGAGCGGCAUCCGAAUUUGGCAACUUUCUAAAAAGAUUUUACUCAUUUUAGAUUUCAAACAUUCGGCACACCAAGUCAAGACACCCAAGAGCCGAAAUAUAUAUAUCUCUUGCAAUUCUUCGUUCGUCAAGCAAGAGCAACCAACAAGUCAUCCGCCCCCCUGCCUCCCUCUCUUCCUCUGAGAUUGUAGCUAGCUAGGUAAUGGACGGAACCGUUGUGAGAAGGGUCAUUCCGUCGGACAAUUCUUGCCUCUUCAAUGCCGUUGGAUAUGUUAUGGACCAUAACAAAAAUAAAGCUCCUGAGCUUAGACAGGUUCUCAUCUGAUCUCUUUUGCUUUAUGCAUGCUUUGUUCCGGUGUUCCGUUUUUCACUUCAAUUGUUUCUUUGAAUGUUCACUUGAAUAAAACAGUACUGUUUGUUGGUUUUGAGUUGGCAUAAACUACCUCGUGAUGGUGUAUGCGCAUGUAAGAAGGUUUCUACAUGUGGGGAGGUGCCAUCGAGCUUGCAAUAUUGGCCGAUUAUUAUGGACGGGAAAUUGCAGCAUAUGACAUUCAAACCAGUCGAUGUGAUUUAUAUGGUCAGGACAAGAAGUACUCUGAAAGAGUGAUGCUUAUCUAUGAUGGUCUCCACUAUGAUGCUUUAGCUAUGUCACCAGUUGCGGAAGCUCCAGAGGAGUUUGAUCAGACCAUAUUUCUAGUCCACAGGGACAGGACAGUUGGGCCUGUUGAGGGGCUUGCUCUUAAUCUUGUUAAGGAUCAGCAAAGGAAGAGAAGCUAUACAGAUACUGCAAACUUCACCUUAAGGUGUGGUGUAUGCCAGAUCGGUGUUAUUGGUCAAAAGGAAGAUGUGGAGCAUGCACAAGCUACUGGGCAUGUCAACUUCCAAGAAUAUAAAUGACACAGAUUUCCAAAGGAGCCACUGAUAUACACCUGUGGAGCUCUGUUUCGAGACAAAUUUCUUUCAAUUUUCGCGGUAAGGAAAGCUGUUGUAGCUGAAUGGUCUGAAGUCAUGAUUUCAUCACAACUGGAUGUUCUUCGUGUUCUUUAAUACAUUUCAAGGAAACAGUGUGACGAAACAGUGAGUUUUCCCAGAAAGCAAUACGAAAUUCCCACUUGUAUACCAAAAGAAACCUUAGUCCAAGAUGCGAUGAAGCUAAAUGUUUAUCCUCUAGAGCAUUUACAACAAGAAGGGCUCGUACGCCCCCAGAAAGGAAUAAAUCUCUUGAUAAGGCUCUUACUGUUACAGGAAUUGGUACAUGAUCAAGCAAGUGCAUUUUUUUGGCUUGGGGGUGGGCGGGGCAUCCCUUAACGUCUAAAUCUUCUGCUUCAGUACAUGGCGCAGUUGGAGUUUCUGGCUCUGCAUCCUUGCUUCCAAUAGCUGCGACUUCAAACUGUGCUUCUGCACGCUGCCUCUCGGCCAUUCGAUACAUCCUUUCAUUCCUCUAGUUAUGUGGGGAUUCCCCGACUCGGGUGAUGAACUCCAUUGACCCACAAAGUCAGAAGGGCUAAAACUUCCUCCUCUAUCUUUGCCUGAGCCCCUGUCUGGUGAUACAACAAUCCCUGCACUUGAUUUACGUCCAUUAGAGAACCUACCAUUCAUUCCAUCAACUGAGAUAAUCUUGUAGUUCUCCCCAUUACUGCCUGACUUCCACAGCCUUGCAAUUGCUGAUGCCUUUUUAACCUGCCUAUUAUUCGGCAAAGAACAAAGCUCACUGAUUUCUUCUGCCAUAUGGGUAUCCUUGCAAAUGU